AAUAACUUAAAAAAAAACCUAACCCUUCCUUCCUCCUCCAUCUUCCACCUCACGAGUGUGAAUCAAUGGAGUAUUUAUCUAUCAUAUUCCUAUAUGUUCAGUCAUUCUUCUUCUCCUUCCUUGCUCUCCCUCUCCCGGCUUUAUUUUUCAACUUCAAAAGAAAAAACAACCACCACCACCACCACCACACACCCAAUCCAUCCACGGCGGCGACACCAGACUGGUCUCAACUCCCGGCGGAGCUCCUCCGUCUAAUCUCAGAACGCAUCGACACUCCACUCCACCUCCUCCGCUUCCGAUCCGUCUGUUCCAUCUGGCGCUCUUCCGCACCCCCUGUCAUCCCCCUCCACCAUUACCCCUUCGAUUUCUCAACGCUCCCUGAUCACGACGCCUUCACCUUCUCCCUAACCAAACGCACCGUCGUCCUCAUCACCCCACCACCACCGCACCACCAAACCCUAACCCCAUGGUUGGUCAAAAUCGGCCAAGACCUAUAUGGCCGGAACCGCCUCUGGCACCCACUCUAUCGGAACCCACACUUCGCAAUCCAUGAAAAGCGUGUGCUCGAUUUGUACAACCUCUCUGCUUUACCAAUCGGGAACGAGUUCGACCUUCGCCAAUCCCCUCCCAACGGCUCCCUCUACAUGGAAAAGGUAGUGGCGGUUCAGGGGAAGCAUGGGGUUUCCGUGUUGCUCACGAUUCACAUAUCCGGUAAGCUGGCGCUGUUUCGCAGCGGCGACGAGUGCUGGAGGAUUAUUCCAGACAUGCCCACGCCCUAUGAUGAUGUUUGCGUCUUCAAUGGCCGGCAUUUCGCGGUGGAUGGCACCGGUAGGACGGUCAGGGUGCGGUCAGAUUUUGAAUUGGAGGUAGUUGCUGAGGCGGUGUUUGGCGGGGAUAGGAAGUUCUUGGUGGAGAGUGAGGGAGAGCUGUUGCUGGUGGACAAACAUAUGUCCUCUAAUUGUGGUGGAGACGCGGAGGAGGAUGAGGAAAAUGAUGAUGAUGAUGAUGGUGGUGGCGGGGUUUAUAGGGUUGGGUGGGAGAGAGCCGCGAAAUUCGACGUGUUUAAGCUUGAUGAGAAGGAGAAGAGGUGGGUGGAGGUGACGAGUUUAGGGGACCGGGUUUUGUUCUUGGGGGAUUACUGCUGCUUCUCUGCUUCGGCUUCGGAUUUGUGUGUUGGUAGGGGGAACUGUGUGGUCUUCAAGGAUGAUGCACUUGAAUGCGAGAUAGGUGUUUUUCCUUUGGAUGUCGGUCGGGUUUCCCCUCUGUCUAAUCAUCCCGAUUACUCCAGGUUGUUCUUGCCACGUGAGGAGUGUAUCGGGUUGCAUUGCCAUUGACAGACAAGAUAGAAUGUUUGUUUUCAUGGUGUUCAAAGAAGCAAGAUGUAGUGGCUCGAAGUACAGCUGAGGCAGAAUAUGUAGCCAGCUACAACUGUGAGUCAAGCCAUUUGGCCAAGAAAAAUAUUUUGUUUUACACAUGGAGCAAAGUGAACAAUUUUUAUUGACAGUCAAGCUGCAAUAUCAAUUUCAAACAAUCUUGUUUUUCAUGGCAACACUAAGCAUUUUAAGAUCAAGUUCUUCUUAAGGAGAUGCAAAGAGAAGGAUAAAUCAAGUUGCUGCGUUGCCAGACUGAAAGUCUCAAAACUAGAUUUUAAGCUUUGAGAUUCCAACCUCCAAGGCAAGGGAGGAGUGUUGAGAAAUUAAGCAUGUGCCUUUGGAUGAUGCUUAGAGUAGAUUAGUUUAGUUUGAAUGAGUCAACUAAAAAUCUUCCACUAAUGAUUCUUAAUUCUGUCCUACAUUUGGAGUUCUUAAUAAUAAUUCUGUAUAUUCUUCUUAGGAAAGUAUAAUAUCUAUUUGUAAUCAUUCUGUAUAUUCUUCUUGAAAACACUAAACAAUAUCUAUUUGUUCUUUUAUUGAAUACUUUCUUAAUCUUUA
Molecule: messenger RNA, 1931 nt
Organism: Lotus japonicus
Lineage: Eukaryota; Viridiplantae; Streptophyta; Magnoliopsida; Fabales; Fabaceae
Product: F-box protein SKIP23-like
Exons: 2
Coding region: 66-1334 (422 amino acids)
Molecular function (GO): protein binding
Source: RefSeq, a predicted model, not a curated record